This is a messenger RNA of Hemiscyllium ocellatum (epaulette shark), 2788 nucleotides long. RefSeq names its product oocyte zinc finger protein XlCOF6. The transcript is spliced from 7 exons. Gene Ontology annotation, cellular component: nucleus. NCBI's taxonomy places the organism in Eukaryota, Metazoa, Chordata, Chondrichthyes, Orectolobiformes, Hemiscylliidae. Gene Ontology annotation, biological process: regulation of transcription by RNA polymerase II. Bases 109 to 2085 code for a protein of 658 amino acids. The record is from RefSeq and is a predicted model, not a curated record. Gene Ontology annotation, molecular function: DNA-binding transcription factor activity, RNA polymerase II-specific; RNA polymerase II transcription regulatory region sequence-specific DNA binding.
GUUGAUGCUGUCUGACUUAUCGUUGGCCGGAGCGGAGCAAGUGUCAAUGUGGAAAGUUUCCGUUUCAUGACGAUAGAGUCUACCUGAGAUACUAUCAUUUUAAAGAAGAUGAAUGAAGCUAAAUUUGUGUACCAGAACAUUCCACCAGUGACUUUACAUUUGUCAGAAGAGACUACCACAUGCAGUUUAUGUGUAAGAAAUAUGGAAGGCAUUGAGAACCAAUUUAAAGACUUUGUGGAAAUAUUCCUUGUUGAAGUUUACAGAUGUAAAAUCUGCACAUUCACCAGUAGCCUGAAGGUCAAAAUGAACUCUCAUGUUGAAAACCUUCAUAAACCCAAAAGAAAUGAUCAGUUUUCUAAGAAAGUGAUGAGCACAUGUCACACAGAACAUGACUCCUCAUACAGUACUGAUGUAGAAAUUGACACUGAAAGUAAAGUGGCUGAGGACAUUAUUGUGGAUAAUCUGGAGAGGAUGUCAUUUCUUCUUCCUAUGUACAGAAUGUUUCACAACAUUAGCCCAGUGUCCUGUGAAAUGGGACUGGGAGGGCACAAUGGUAAUCUUCACUCUGCUGAUGCAUGUGAGGUCAGCACACUGUUUGAAGUGGAGUCUGCAACUUUUCAGUUGGAUGGAACUCACUCUGUGGUACCAGGGUCCGUUGGGACAACUAUGCCUGAAGAUGAUGAGGAAGCUCAGUCAGAACACCUUAUGUCACUCGGCCUUUGCCGAAUAUCCAACAGUAAUAAAACUCAUACAAUGAACAUGGAAACCAGUGAUGAUCAUAUCAUUCUGAAGAAGCAAAGGCAUCUCAGUAAGAAAAAGCGGAGUGAAAACCGACAUUCUAAUAAUGCUGGUAACUCUCAAACUGGCUUGAAAAAUAAAUGUUAUAUUUGCAAGAUGUGCAAACUAGACUUUAAGUCAAAAGAUAUUUAUAACCUUCACUUGAACUGUCAUGAUAGUGAUACAGGUUUUAAAUGCAUGUACUGCAGUUCCUGCAUGACUGAGUGGACCUUGAUGGAACAACACCUCAAGGGCCACAAUCCCAAAAGCUUAAGCUUCAGUUGCUCAGUUUGCAAGAAGGGUUUCACCAGGUGGAAUGAUUGGAAACUGCAUGAAGUCACCCAUCAACAAAAGCCAGGCCUGUUCUAUUGUUCAAAGUGCCCAUCCUUCUAUUCUUCUCAGCAUCUGAGAGAUAUGCAUUCUGCUUGCCAUUAUGAAGACGUUUUUAAGUGUACAGAGUGUGACUUUACAGAUGAAGCAUGGACCAAGGUUUAUAAACAUCUAUGCAACCAUGACAAUAGUAUUAAGCCACAUGGAUGUACUGAUUGUGGCAAGAGAUUCUUCAGAACAGUUGAACUGAAGGAACAUAUGGCGAGGCAUAACGAAGCAAGACCUUUUCUCUGCCAGUUUUGUGGACGGACAUUCAAGUAUAGAAGGCAGAUGAAUAAACAUCACAGACAUGUCCAUCAGACGGCAAAGGAAAAAAGGAGAGAACAUGAAAAUGAUUCAACAAGUAAACAGCACGUGAAGAAGGAGCCUCAAAAUAAGUCAAAAAAGCCAAAUAAAGAAUUUGACUGCAGUAUUUGUACCAGGAAAUGCUCCUCCAAGUUGGCACUACAGAGACACAUGGGAACACAUACUGGUAUAAAACCAUUUCAUUGUCAGCACUGUGAUUAUAAAACCAGACUAAAGGCAUCACUGAUACAGCACAUGAGAGUUCACACGGGUGAGAAGCCAUUCAAGUGUACAAUCUGCCAAUAUGCUUCCAUUGAUGCCAGCUCUCUAAGGCGGCAUUCCCGCACACAUUCUACUGAGAAACCUUACAAAUGCCAGCUGUGCACUUAUAGUUGCAUCCAAAAGAAGAGUUUGGACCUUCAUGUGCGUAGGCACCACACGGGUGAGACCUUUGGGUGCCAUUUAUGUGUCUACUCCUCUCCUGACAAACAGCUUUUGCAAAAGCAUCUGAAGAAACACCAGAAGGAGAUGGAAGAAACUUUAAGGAGCAUUCAAACAACCCCUAGAGUGGAGCCAUUUACAACUGAACAUCUUGUGGGAGCCUGUAACAUCCUGCAAACUGGCAAACCUUAAGAAGCCAUGUUCAGAGGUCUGCAAGCUAGAGGUUUCUCCCCAUUAUUUCUAAUAGGUUAGCUGGGCCAGCUAUUACUAUCUCAAUACUGAAGGAGCUGGCAACAAUAAUGAAAUUCACUGAUGGCUUGGAGUGUGUUCCAAGAUUGUUAGCAUUCUGAAAGGAGCUUUGGUAUGUCAGAGUUAGAAUGUGCCAGUGAACUGUGAGAAAGUUAACUGCACAAUCCUUUAUGCUUACAAAAACCCAGUGUCUCUGUUUUCCAGCCUUUUAGACCCUUUCCAACUGAGCAUGCUCGACCCCAGUGUUAACCCACUACUUAUUUACUUUUCAAAGAAGAGUUAAAGUGAUGGGUUUAGCUUUAUAAGGACUGUAUUUGCACUGAGGCUGCCUCAAGAAAUUAGAGAAUGAAUUAAAAUUUAAACCAAAGAUUGAAGAAGCCUCUUGAUCAAGCCCACUGCUCUUUACUUUCAGCAUGUUGUUAAUAAACAGUGUUUCCCAAUGCACUUGCAUUUUAAAACAAAGAGGAGGUGGUCAGGAGCAGUUUGACUUUCUCUGGAGCUUUUCUGCCACGUUUGGUUUCAUCAUGCAUUCUGAUGGUCCAACUGUUAAAUCUUCUGCUGUUACAUCAGACACAGCUGUAAAAUGUUUCCACCAACACAGCCUACAAUUGAAUAUGGGUUAGUUGCAUGAAAUUGCAAAAUUGCU